AUACUGUUUGUUAUAAAGAACUGAAAUGUAUCUUUCUUUCUAGAUUCUUUCUCUGCAAAUUCUCUUCUUUGUAUAAAAACUUAUUUUCCCUUCAUAAUCCCAUCUUUUUCAAACCCUUUUUGUUCUCAUUCUUCUUUCUAUUACAUUACAAAACAACUUUCUCACAAUCUUUUCUAUUUCUUUUUAACUCUUUGCUUCUGUUUUGUUUUGGGAUUCCCUUUUCUUGACUUCUUUUUGCUGCCUUCAUAACAUGGAUGAAUGGAAAAGGAGUGGGCAAAUUCCAGCAUUUGGAAAUUGGGAGCAUGCAAAUGAGAUGCCAAUAACACAGUAUUUUGAGUGUGCAAGACAAGCUGGUUUGAUUCGAUACAGUAAUUCCUCCGGAGAAUGCGAUCGUCACGGCAGCCGCGGCUGCGGCGGAGGAGGCGCCGGUGAUUUAUAUGCAGCUAACAAUUUCAAGAAAGCUUCUCGUGAUCUUGGUCCACCAAGAAAGACAAGGGUGAGUAGGGAGAGAAAUAGAGUGGUUUCUUCGUCUGGUGGGCAUGUGAAAGAGCAGAAAAAACAAGGCAAAGUGUGCGACGUGACUCAACCGCCCACGAAACAACAUCAACAUCAACAUCAGCCCAUGAAUGGUGGGGGAACUGUGAAUCAUCGCCCUAAAUUCCCUGCAAAAGCUGUCGAUGAAGAUCUUUACAAAAUUCCCCCUGAGCUCCUACGCUCUUCCAAACGGAAGAAGAUGCCAGGAUUCUUUUCGUGCCUUGUGCCUGCCUGCGCUUCCUAAAACUGUGAUGCUUUUAUACCAAGUAAAAGUGUAGAAAGCAAUAGUAGGCCAAAAAAUAUAAAAUGCUCUCACUUUUGUGUUUCCUAGAAUGUUUAAAGAUACUCCGAGCUGUGAAAUGAAUAUAUAUAUAUGUUUAUAAGAUAAAUUGUACAUUUUAUUUGAACUAAAAUGAAUCAAUACCGAGCUGAGCUGAAAUUUUAUUGAAUUAAAGGAAUUCAAAUCGAAUUGAACUA
This is a messenger RNA of Mercurialis annua (annual mercury), 1011 nucleotides long. RefSeq lists its product as uncharacterized. Bases 251 to 778 code for a protein of 175 amino acids. The transcript has 4 exons. NCBI's taxonomy places the organism in Eukaryota, Viridiplantae, Streptophyta, Magnoliopsida, Malpighiales, Euphorbiaceae. The record is from RefSeq and is a predicted model, not a curated record.